Porites evermanni is the source of this 7177-nucleotide messenger RNA. Lineage: Eukaryota; Metazoa; Cnidaria; Anthozoa; Scleractinia; Poritidae. The record is from the annotation of a GenBank genome assembly.
GAGUCAUCGCCGUCAGCUCAGAGAAGAGAAACCGGAAGUCCCCGACGAUCUGGGCCCAGCCCUAGUGCCAGUCCUCCACCGGUUGCUGAGGGUAUUACUGUGUCACCGACUCUUCUUAAAGAACUGUCGGGGGGUCAGAAAGUCGAGUUCAUUGAUUUUGUCAAGGUUGGUAAAAUUUUAUGUGUGUGCCGAAUAGAACCCUUGUUUUCAUUGGAUUUCUUUUUGGAAGUUGUGUUGCCCCCUCCCACCCACCCCUUGCUGAACCUGCGCGGAUGUACGUAAUAUAGGCAAUUGAGGGACUCUUUGCUAUACUAGCAUUCGGCUCCGAGUGGGGUUGUAGCAAUACUCCUAGCUGUAGCCUUUUGUUUGACGUUUUCUCCUCUCACAUUUAAUAAUAGUCUCACCCUGAUGGUCUAACUUUUGGGUAAGUUAUUAUACCAUUCAAACGAUACCUUGCACGAAAACCGAGUGGGGGCUGGAGAUAGACGGGGAAGUCUCUUUUCUCGCCGUUUUCGCUCACCCACUUUUUCUGCUCGUUUGCACUGACUGAGAGCCUGGCACAGGCUAAUGAAACCUCUACAACCGCUCUUGUUCUUUUGUUAGAGUCCUACUGGUCUUGGUUUUGCUGUGGUGGAAGGCCCAGGAUUUGUUGAGGGCCAGACAGGUAUAUACGUUAAGGACAUCACUGAGGGAGGACCUGCCCAAAAGGUACUUCAACCUUUUCCUGGUUCUCUCAUACAAAAUGCUUGUGUAUUUAUUGAAGUCUUUGUGUUAACGCUGCGUUUUUGAAAGGACUAACGAGACAUUUGACCUCAGUGAAGAGUUCUCCUAAGCUAGUUUCUGCUUAUCUUUAGGAUAACCGAUUGAGGAAAGGAGAUCAGCUGCUUGCAGUGGAUAACCAGCCCAUUGUAGGACUUUCUCAUGCUGAGGUAAACGACUGUCGCUAGUGAAAUACAAUAGGGACUUUAAGAUCUAACGACGCGACGGUAACGACAACGUCGCCUAAAAAGUGAAUUUGCGUUCCUUCAAUCUUAAUAGCGAUUAUUCCUCCCUUUUUACUUUGUCAAAUGUAGGCAAACUCUCCGGAAGCUGAAUUUCAAGGGAGCAUAUCAAAGCUCAGAAAGAGAUAUAAAAAUUUCGUCGUUGCUUGUUUACGUCCUCCAUAAAACGCCAAAUUAGGCAUUUUCACGUCAUAGUCGUGCAAAAACAGGAAAGAAAUGUACAAAAAAGCGUGAUGCACGUGCAAAGUUGUUGUUUUGCUUAUUCAAUCAAUUGGGUUUUUUUUUUGACGUUCUCGUUGCCGUCUGCGUCGUUGGAUCUUAAAGUCCCUAAUCAAACCUUCGGGGACGCACAUACUUCGUUAACGGACAUUAAAAUGCUCUCCCGGGGCGGAAAUUUCACUGUUAAGACGCUUUUUUUUUUUAGCCUCCCGUAAAAGGAUACCUCUCGUAAGCAAACGUGCACAUCCCUUCUCGGGGCUGUAGAACCUAAAAAUAACCUUCCUCAAGCGGCCAGUAAACAAAACAAGACUAGACUUAAGAAGGAUUCAAACUGCAGACAACUGAGGGACGGAGAAAAGGAACACUACCUUGCCUUGUGAGCCUUUUGGCCUACAGACAUAGGAAAAGAGAGGGAAAGAAAGAUUUGAUUAGGUUUCCGCUUUUAUAGUCGCUGUUAUCUCUGCGAUCUACAAAGUGACCCGUCGAGAAACAAACGAUAGGUGAAGCCUGUCAUACACAAAGCACCCUGAAUACUGUCUUUCGGCGUUGUAUUUAAAAAAAAAAAUGGUAACGAAGAAAAAGUGUGGCUGGUUAUAUUGUCAACAAUUCCUUUAACAAUCAAUCAAUAGUCCAGUUUCGAAUUAAAAAUUACCGCUGAAUACAAACAUUAACGACACAUUUAUACAGGGUUAGCCUCGACGUAAAGUAAAAUAUUCAGAAAUUCUGGCAAGUAAGUGUUUGAAAUUUGAAUACGGCUAUUUCGAAAAAGGUUGUCGGAAAAAGUGCACGCGACAAUCCCGAAAGGUAUUGUGGGUGGUUUUGAGAUCACUGUUCUUCAUAAAAAUUUUGAAAGAAUGGCACGAGAGGCCAUGGACUAUGUUUCCGAGUGCUAAAGCGAAGCAGCAAAAGUAGGUUCGACAGCUACAGUGUCAGAAACAGGGUAUUGAUCAUAUCCCAUAUUACCUUUCGGGAUUGUCGCGUGCACUUUUUUUUCCGAAAACCUUUCUCGAAAUAGCUGUAUACACAAUAGACAGAGUAGUAAACAGGUCUUUUUCUCGUUGGAAUUUGUGAAUAUAUUACUUCAGAUUGAGGCCAAGGCUGUAAAAAAUGCGUCUUCACUUCUUUAAUUCAGCGGUCAUGGCGAACUCGAAAAUGGACUAUUAGUCAAAGUAGGCUUAAAACUCCUCCCUCUCUACUCAUUAUUGAGCCAAUCAAAGCGGUUAAUAACUCGUGACGGUGGUCCUGCUUUAAUAGCUUCGUUGGCAAACACCUGUGCUUACCGGAUCAGCUUUUAAAAGUGUUGAUUUGUUUGUUUUUAGGCUGUUGCCAUAUUAAAAAGAACCAAAGGAAAGGUGUCACUCGUGGUUGCCAGGAAACAAACGCCAGCCGGAAGUGGACAAGUUUCCGAAAAGACCGGAAGUCCGCGCGCCAUUAAGCGGGGACCUCCUGUUGCUAAGAAACCUGUCAGGGACUCUUUAUCAGAUCCCAAAAAACCCGGCAGUCCAAGAAAAGCCGAGAGUCCCCGAAUGACUAAGAAAGCUUACGAAAGGUCUCCGAGUGGAAGUCCUGUAUCGCCGAGAAAAUCUCCACCCAAACCAGAAGUGCCUGAGCCAGAAGUUCUGGUUAUCCAGCAGUCUCCUAGGGAAGCAGCAGGUAUGUGGUAUAUUAUAUACUGUUGUUUACCUUGGAUUAGACUUAAUCAAAGCCCUGGUUAGGUCGCGACUCUGUUUCUCGCUGUCGCUCGCUUUGCGAGUGCCCCUCGCGCCUUCGACGCUCUCGUGGUCGACUUGUGGCAAAUCUUACCUUUAAUAUUCUUUUACUGGCAUGUUCAACUGACUUCUUCUCUCUCUUCUUGUUUUCACAGUUACGCCCCUUGUCUCAUCGCUGACACAGAUCCCAAAUCCCCGUACAGCACCAAUAAUUCCCGGUCAAGAGUGUGUGAUUGAAAUUCCUAAAGGCAACACUGGCCUGGGGCUUAGUAUUGUAGGCGGAGCAGAUACUCUCUUGGUGAGUUCAAGUUGUGGCAAUUGAUUUAAUUUACCACUAACAUUGCUGGUUUUCACGUGAGGUCAUUACCAAGUUCUGUUCGGCGUCUUCCCAGGCUUUCUCGGGCGAUUCAUUUCGGUGACGUGUCCGAGACGAACAUAGGUCGCGCGAAAAAAUUAGGCCUAGGUACUAGGCAAAUGCCUCCAUUCAAAUCUCUGUUAAUUUUGGGUCAAUCAUUUCUCCUCGUUUCUCGCGUUUGAAAAAUCACACAGAACUGAAUCUUGGCGAGGCUGUUUAUUUUUUAUAUUUUAUUUUUUCCCAUUCCCAAAUUCUGGGCUUUAUCUACGUAACGAUUUCGAUUUUUAAUUUUUGAUGGCGUGACAGCGAAAACCAACAGUUUUAAUAGUUCUCGAUUGGUUUUGGGUUCCCUUUCUUAGGUUAGCGUAUUGUUAAGCUAAUUGUUUUGCUAACAAGUGUAGUGAAACCGUAUUGUUCAAUUGAAAAGCGCUUUGAACAGAACGUAGUCUCUCUCGCAACCGUGUUUAGUAUCGCCGACACUAAAAACGGCUGCGAGGGAGACUAAACGGAACGUUAAUGCCGUUUUUAUUUCCCAGGGUGCCAUUGUCAUACAUGAAGUAUAUGAAGACGGUGCCGCUGCUCAAGAUGGAAGACUGUGGGCUGGAGAUCAAAUAUUAGAAGUGAGUUAUCCGAUGUUGUAGAUUGAACUGUUAACGUUGUUAUUUAACCAUAAGAACUACCAGUUUUUGGUUUGUUCGUCAUAUCAAUUAUUUUAGCGUUUUUGCAAAAUCUUGAGGUCUGUAGCGAAGUAAACGUUCGUUAACCCCACCAGGUUUGCCAAACAAGAAUGACUCUGAUUACCUUCGCAUGUGACGAAACCGUUUAAGUACAUAGCGUCGUAAACAAUCAGAUGCACCAUCAGUUUUCAGUCUCACUGGAAUUGGUGUCACCUGCAAUUGAUUCUACCUACGCAUGUCACAUGCUAUUACCGCUGUUCAUACUGACUGAUGGUUUUUCCAAAGGUAAACUCCGUGGACCUACGAGAGGCGACUCAUGACAUGGCUAUCACAGCUCUCCGGCAGACACCAGCUGUAGUGCGACUUGUAGUUCUCAGAGACGAGUCACAGUUUAAAGACGAAGGUGUGGUUCAGAGUUAGUUAUUGUAAUUAAUUUAAGUAUUGAUCGUAGCUACUUUGCAUAGCCUGCGAAGAUUGCGGGGUUGUUAUCCGCUAGAUACUCCCAAUCUUCUCGUGGCUCCGCCGCCAAAAACAGCAGCACUCAACCUCUAGUCCCGCCAGUUAUGCAGGCACACCGUGCUUAGACUGUCGAGUCCUCCUUCCUUACUGCUCUUUUCACAAACACGCAAACUCUAAAGUUCAAAAGCAGCUCUGCAUUUUUUCUCUGCCUUCAAUCAUACUGAUCCGUCUGCGAAUCAUUCUCAUUUUGAAUUUUUUUGUUGUUGUUGCAAAUUUAAAGUUGGCGUUUGUCUCUGAACGCUCCCAGUGUUUAAGGAAAUGUCGCAUAGUUUACCUGUUCCCUGUCCAAGGUGAAUUAAAGUUAUUUCACAGUUGUAUGAUAAUGAGUUUUAUUUCCUCUGCAGAGGCUUUUGAAUACCUGACACUUGAGUUGAACAAAGCACCCGGACAGGGCCUAGGUUUGAGCAUUGUUGGCCGAAGGUAAAGUCUGUGAAAUAGACUGAAAUCAAUUAAUCAAAUAUCUUGCGGUGUGACGGUCCGCCUUGAAGCUUUUACUCUCUGUUAUGAUUGUUCCCUUUGUAAUCAACACAGUGUCAAGUAAUUAUUCAGUUUUUCCACAUAUUUUUUCACCCUACAGGAAUGACACUGGAGUGUUCGUUUCUGAUGUUGUCAAAGGCGGCGUCGCCGAGGCUGACGGACGCUUGCUGCCUGGUGAUCAGAUCCUCUCUGUUAACGGAGAAGAUCUUAAAAAUGCAACGCAGGAAAUCGCUGCUGGCGUCCUUAAGGUAACCAUGGUGAUGUGUCUAGGUAAAUACCAGGGGCAUAGACUUUUUCCAAGUUGGUGGUAACCGGUAAAAGACUACUUUCAUAGCGUAAAUAAUUGUGAUCAGUAAAAUAUUUUCAAGAUUUAAUAGACUGUUGAUAAAGACUGCAGCGUGGCGUUACGUGUACCGAUGAACAAAUAGAGAGGUUAAGCAUCGCGUUUACGUCAAUUUGUACCACGUGACCAAGUGUCCCCUUUACUUGUCGCCUACUGUUCAUUAUUUCUACACAUAACUAAGGUAGUCUCCCGCAAUUUUUCUAUCCAUAAGAAUUUUCUGAGCUGUUUUUAUCUGCUCCCUUUCUAUUUUGAGAAAUUCUCAACUUGAAUCUGAGGUUUGCCGUUUGCCGUAUACGUAAAGCUUAAACUCUCUAAUGCUGCUUUUUUUUCAGCGAACUUCUGGUCGGGUUAUACUGGAGAUCGCUAGACUGAAACACGGUACCAGUUCCCGCCCGUCUUCAAUGAGUAGUUUGCCCAACAUACAAUUAGGCGCCGGUUCGCUCAGUAGCAUGGAAAAUAUUGCUGUUAAUAUCCCUCUCGGUAAGUGAUGAGUUUUCUAUUUGUGUAAGCCUUCUAGAGUUACUGAUAAGGCUGCAUCUGUGUGUAAGGAUUAGGGACCUUUGAGCGCAUUCGCAUUCUUUCAAUUUUCAUCACGAUUAUUCCAUCUCACUUACUUUGUCAAGUAAAUGGGAACUCUCCAGGAGUUGAAUCACUAAGAACAAUGUCUAAGUGCAGAAAAAGAAAGAAUUUCGAUUUCACUUGUUUACGUCAUCCAUGAAACAUGAAAUUAGGUGAUGUAGUCGUGCAAAGACGGCAAAGGAAUUCACAAAAAGUGUGAGUUGUUGUUUUGGUUAUAAAACCUAUUGCUUUUUCUGACGUUCUCGUUGCCGUUGCCGUUGCAGUCGCUGUUGUCUGAUCUUAAGGUCCCCUUCAUUCAUAAGCUCCUUUGGAAAGAGGUAGUCUACCUUUGUACCUCAAAAGCAGUAAUAUUAACCCUGGGCACAUGAACAAGCUAUAAAUUUGAUAAAACCUAACAGAAUUACACCUCUCUUUUUCAUGGCAAAGGAUAGCUUGUAAGAACGUUUUACCGAAAUACCUUUUUUUUUCAAGAUUUUGAACAACCGGAAACACAUGCAACAGAACAAACAUCCGUUCCCAGCCUCCCUCUGGCGAAUUUGCUACCGAUGUCGGAGCUCGUAGAGCAAACUGGCGAUCUGAUUCAGUCAGAUGGAGAAGAGGAAGAAGAAGAAACGUGAGUAGAGUUUCGAAUAUUUAUCUACUCUCAAUCACAGGUUGGUAAAAUAGUCACCAAAUUCAUUUGUCAAAAGCUGAAAACAAACAAAAUCAUGCGAAAGAGAGCAGAGCAGUACUUUACCACAGUUUCUAGUUUAAAUUACAUGAUUCUCUUUCACAGUCUCAGGAUCUUGUGACUCAGAUGUGAAAGUUAACUUUUCGUUUCUAAGAGAAUAUCUCUUAAAACUUAAAGGCGUAGGCUCGUCUGCAUCCUAGGAAUGUGAGAAGUCACUCUUUUCUUUACAGAUUCCUAAUACUUCUCUUGUAUCUUUUCAGACCACUGGAGCCGAAACUUAUUGAGCUAGAACGCGGCCCAGAGGGCCUGGGUUUCAGUAUCGUGGGUGGUCNUAAUACUUCUCUUGUAUCUUUUCAGACCACUGGAGCCGAAACUUAUUGAGCUAGAACGCGGCCCAGAGGGCCUGGGUUUCAGUAUCGUGGGUGGUCAUGGGAGUCCUCAUGGCGACCUUCCAAUCUACGUCAAAACUGUCUUCCCCACUGGUGCCGCGGCACGAGACGGACGACUGAAGCGUGGUGAUCAGAUUGUUGCUGUGAAUGGAGAGAGUCUUGUAGGUGUAGCGCAUGAGAAUGCCGUUGCUAUGCUGAAGAGAACCAAGGGAAAAAUUAUUCUAACUGUACUUUCAUAA